UGAAUAUCUAUUAUACUAAAAAGCGAUUUACGAAUAUUAAUUGCCUUUUUCUUAUUAAUAUUUAAUUACCUUGAUUCUCUGCUUGGACCUCUUGCGCUUGGAUAUCAACUACACUCUGUUUGUUACAGCUUGAAACUUGAGUGGCACGACACAAGACAGGAUGGGUUCAGAUGAUGCGGGGCAUAUUUCUACACCAGGGUGAGUAAGACGAUUGUUUCGUUCUGUUCUGUUCUGUUCUGUUUCGUUUGGCGUUUGUUCUGUGCCAUGCCGUUUAUUCAGAGGCCAGUGUUUUUAUUCUGUUUCAGUCACAAACAAUGGGCACAUUCAAUAUCCCCAACCACUCUUUGUCACAUCGUCAUAUGACCACUGUGCAUAAGGGAGGCCCAACCAUUCUUCGUUCUAGGUGAUGAAAAGGGCCCCCUAAAUCUGCCUAACUCUUUUUGUCACUGGAUAAAGACGAGAGGUCCGUCUGCAUCACAUCAGUCAAAGCUGGCUGCCCGCAUUGCAAUGGAUCCGUCUCUUACAAGCAGGGGAGAGGGGGCCUCCAGGGCAUUGGCGCUAAAAUGCCAGUGCCGUCGUCUGCCCCGCCUCCACUGCGUCCUGGGCUCGUGGACUGGGCUGAGCCUCCUGUCCAACGCGGCAGCUGCAGACACUGCCCUUCGCUCCAGUUUUUUUUUCCUUUCUCUUUUUUUUCUUCUCCCCAGACCUCAAUUCAACCUUUCUUCACGUUAGACAAGGGUCGAAAACUACCUGAAAAGCCUCGGUAUAAUACCACUGCCACUAGUUCAAUCAAGAGCUGUUUCUAUUGUGUACGGAUACCUCUUAUUCAGAUUCCCACUGUUGACCCCGCUUUCACUGUCGUCUUCUGCCUAUUGUUCCCGUCAGUCACUUACACUGCCUGCUGCAUCCGUUCUUCUUCUUCAGCUCAGAUUACUUCCAUCUGUUCUAUUUCUUCAUUCCUUUACACUCUCAUCUUUUACAAACUACUGCAUCUCAAUCCUCAGCUCAUUGCCAUCCUCUGUGCAUCCGUCUUUUUACCAAUCGUUUUCUGACAUCAUUGUCUUGUACAGUCGCUUGCACGGUCUUCUUAACUUUCGGAGCCGCCGAUCACGACGUCCAGGCAGCUCCAGCUCGGCUGACACCUCGGACUCAACCUUAACCGCCAAUUCCGACUACGAGAUCACACCCGCAGACUCGACAUCGUAUUCUCCUGAAAUCUCUCCUCGUUCGUCGACCUCAUCUACCUCUACUGCAUCCUCGACAUCCAAGCAACACAAGAUGCCGUUUCGUCAGAGGAUGGCCCGCCACUUUGGCGAUUCGCUUGCCCCCGAGAAACCCUACCUCAGCUACUAUGAUGUCCUCUUGACAGCUGAGGAUAUCAAGGCGCUCAAGCACGACUGGUUAACAGAUAACAAUAUUGCUUUCUGGGAAGAAUAUCUGGAGCGCGAAACACUUCCCAAGUAUCCUCAAGCUCGUAUCGUUUUGCUCCGUCCUAGCAUGACAUUCUUACUCAUGAAAGAGCCCGACCUCCGAUCAGUCCAGUCCGCCCUUCCCGAUUUCUCAAAAGUCACCCAUAUCUUCUUACCCAUCAACGACAAUCGUAAUGUGAGCGUCGCCGAGGGUGGUAGCCAUUGGUCGCUUCUCCUCGUCUCGACACUCGAUGGUGUCGCCUUCCACUACGACUCCCUCGGUGGUGCCAACUACUCCGAGGCCAACGUUGCGACUCGCAAGCUUGCCAACAUCCUCGGACGGCCUCUUCGGUUUAUCAACCUCGAAGAUUGCCCCCAGCAGGAAAACGGUAGCGACUGUGGUGUCUUUGUCUGCUUGUUGAUGCGCCACCUCCUCGUCAAGCGCCUUCUCUGCGCUAAUGCCCGCGAGAAGGUGUCGAUGAGCAUGGGUGGUAAGAUGGUCGACAGCUAUGGUGGCCGCAAAGAGAUGAUGCGAAUUAUCGAAAACCUCCGUAAGGAGGGCGAGCGCAGGCGAUCGAGAAGCGCCAGCCCAUUUUCGAACAAGACACCGCCGCGGAUCGAAUAGAGAACGGACUGCUACGGCUCUUGCGAAGAAUUCGAGGAACUCAUAAGACAAUUCAGGGAAGCUCAGGCGGCAAAGGCGCGUGAUGUCCGACAGCCCUCGAAGUCACCACCUCGGUCACCACGCCGUUCAUCUGCCCGUUCUCAAGAGGCGAAGAAGUCACCAGUCAACCAAAGCGGCAAAGGUUCAAUCGCCAAGGGCCAAGUCACCAAAGGGUCAGUCACUAAACCCAAGGGCUCUCCUACCAGACUUGUUGAUCAACCUCCUUGGAGAGGAAUGAGAAACCGUGUGCGCACAAACUCGAACCUAAUCCGAUCUUCCAAGGAUUCACCUCCUUUUGGUCCACGAACAAGCAAGUCCGAUCGAGUCACGAAAGAGCCUAGGAUUCAAACAAGUCCUCCCACCCCCGUCAAAGUCCGGGGCAAGCGGUCUUCCAGCACAACAGCUGUUUCACCUCAAAGCGCGAUCAAGAAAAAACAAUGAUGCACUUGUUCCACCACUGUAAUGAAAUGAAUUUUACGACGCAUGCGUCACGGUCGAUCAGUUUUGUUUUCAUGUUAUCUCAUCUUGUUCUUUUUAUUCAUCCUGUAUCCUUUUUUUAUCUUGGCGUUGGUGGUUAGCGUGGAGCAGUAAGAGGGAUGUGGUUAUCAUGUAACAGAGAAAGAUGCCCAUGCGCGUUUGUUGUUUUAAUGAUACUCCCAGAUAUCAAAGUCAUGCGAGUUAGCGAUGAAGGCGUUUGUUAGGAUAUGGAAAAAAGAUAUGCGAAGCAUUAGCACAGCUUAUGAAGAACAAUUGUAUGUUUAUAAACACAAGUAUUACGUGAGCUUCUUCAGGGAGCAUCAUGAUGAGAAAUUUAUAAGAAUGCCACAGUAAACUCGUCAAAAUGGUUCCCUAGAUUAUGCCAAUUUAGACAUAGCUUUUUGUCAUUCAGG
Messenger RNA from Fusarium verticillioides 7600, 2963 nucleotides. RefSeq lists its product as hypothetical. Gene Ontology annotation, biological process: proteolysis. The coding region runs from base 1279 to 2034 and encodes 251 amino acids. The transcript is spliced from 3 exons. Gene Ontology annotation, molecular function: cysteine-type peptidase activity; deNEDDylase activity. The record is from RefSeq and is a predicted model, not a curated record. Lineage: Eukaryota; Fungi; Ascomycota; Sordariomycetes; Hypocreales; Nectriaceae.